Molecule: messenger RNA, 2984 nt
Organism: Sitodiplosis mosellana (orange wheat blossom midge)
Lineage: Eukaryota; Metazoa; Arthropoda; Insecta; Diptera; Cecidomyiidae
Exons: 7
Coding region: 854-1687 (277 amino acids)
Molecular function (GO): protein binding
Source: RefSeq, a predicted model, not a curated record
AGUCUGAAACGUAGUUUCGUCCAACACGCAAGCUAAUUUUCUUUGCUUUCCAUCAAAUAAAACGGGAAAAAACCAGAUACAUUACAGUCCCAUCAAAUCUGUCAGAUGUUUGAAAUUUUUCACAAAACAUCUUUAUCAAUGUGAACUGUUUUAUGCUUCGUUCGAUUAGUUCAUAUGGGAAUACAUUCCGAAAUUCGUUUCACUUUUUGAUUAAAUCUGAUAUUUGAGUUUUAUUUUGACAAUUGUGAAUCGUGUAUUUACGUGAAGUUCAAGGGCUGUAAUGACUUAUUAAAAAUCCAAUUAUACCAAAUGUGACAAAGUGCAAUGAGAAUAUAUUUCGGUAUAUUUGUUUGUAAUUAAUCCAAAUGUCAUUGAGCCUGAGCUGUGAUAGCCACCGACGAUAACAAAUUGUGUUGCCAAGGGAAAAUCACUAUUUACUACGAUAUUGCCGAUUCCUCGGGAAAGGUAAACAGCUUUUGUGUAUUUCGAUGGAGCGUAAAUGAAAAACCUACGGCAAUUCAAGCGAAGAAAAUGGAAAAAUAGUCCGAAGAGUGUGUCAAUGUUGUUCUGAUGUCCACUUCUAACUGGACUAAAUUUUAUUUAUUUCUGAAAAAGUGACGUGCUAGAAGUUGAAUCGAUUUCAAGAAACGGCUGAAGAUUAUAAAGAUUCUUCUGCAAAUCCUCGUCGAAAAGCAACGUCGUCCGUUAGAGUUGAAAGAUUGAAUACCUUGACCGCUCUAGAGCUCUAUCAACGAAUUUCAAACACAUAACACAUUUCAUAAAAACGAAGUCUUUUUUCAAAGUACCGUAUCAAACUUUCAGUGAACUAUGUAAAGGAUUCACACAGCACAGGAUGUCGCACGUCAUAAUGAUCGAGGAACCGAACGGUAAUAACACGGUCAAUGUGAAGUUGUCAUCGAGUUCAGUGAUUCCGAUCACCUCGUCGACGUCUAAUGAUGAUUUGAGCCAGAGUUUAUCCGCUUCCGAGUAUACAGAUGCCGAUGAAAGUAUGUCAGCACCAACGGAGUAUUUAGCAGAGUUCUUGUCAGCGGUGAUGCAAAAAGACUAUCGAAAAGCCCUUAAGUAUUGCAAACUCAUACUUGACUUCGAGCCGAACAACAUUACCGCCAAAGAAUUUUGCCCAUUGAUUGAAGAACGCAUGAGAUCAAUGGAGGAGCGGUCGUCGAGUGAUGAGGAAAAUGAAAACUACAGCAAUGUAAUAUUUACGCCUGAAGAUGAAGAAGUACAAAAUGUAGGUGUACCACAUCGCCAUUGUUUUUUCCAUCGAUUAGAUGAGAAUAUCGAUGACUUGGGCAACCUAUCGAAUAACAGUGGUGACAGUAGCAGUGAAGAAUCUGACGAAUACUACAAUCAAAGUGAUUUCGAGGAGAAAUUUUCGAUUGAGUCGAACAAAUCAAUAUCAUCGAAUGCAGAAAGUGAAAAUACAACACAUUCCUAUUCGAAUUCAUUGCUCGAAGAUGAGGAAGAUAACAACGGUGAUGUGUCCGAGAGUGAUUUUGAAGCAGAUGAUCAAUACGAAGACGCACAUCUACUUUUGCCCAAUGCAAAAACCGAAAAUAUGCCCAAUUUAAGCGACUUGAACAAUGGAAAUUAUCAGCCAACAUCAUGUAGUGAUUCUGAAUCACCAACCGAACCACUGACACAAAAAGUUGUUCCAAUCCAAUAAUAUGGGACGAACGAAUCGGACACAUACAUACACACACACACACACAAACACUCAAUAUAUCCUCUCAGUUCCAUUUUAUACGGCAUUCACAUUAUAGUUUUCAUUAAUCAUCAUCCAAAACAUAUAUAUACCACAGUUAGUAUGUACCCUGAAUCGUUUUCUAUGUAGCACCACAUGACAAUUCGAUUAAGACGAACGAGGUUUGCGAUUUGUACCGUAGAUUUUAUGACUUUGGACAAAUCACACGAACAUACAAUAGUUAUUAUGUUUUUAAUCGGUUCGUGUUAUGAGAAAUAUUUGCAAACCAAUUAGUUUGCCAAUACGAUGACAGUCAUAGAGGUCAACCACUAAAUCAUUGUGCUCAAUAAUCCGUUUUAGAAGAUGAUUGUUGUCAUUAUUUUUUCAUUCCUUUUGAAAAAAAAAAAACAAAUGAAAACCAUACACAAAAUGUCACAUAUCUCAGAACAGUUUAGCAUCAAAUUUAUAGAUAUACAACGGAACAUAUAUCACAAUAAAUGAGAAAAAUUGUAAAAUUAACAUAUAACUUGAACAACUGAAGUAGCAUAUUUGUCAAAUACUCAUUUUACUCUCCGUAAAUUUUCUUUUCGAGAAGGAUUAAAGGAUUGAUUUAGUUGAAAAGGAGGAAUAAGAAGAAUUCCGAUGUGAUGAAGCGAUAGCUGGUACCAAAUGAAUUUUUGUAUUAAUUUUUUUUCUUCUGUGUAGCUCUUCUUUUCAAAACCAUUUUAUUACGAACUAUUAGGUGUAAAAAGACUACAGAUUGCCUUGAAUUGAUUCAUUUCUGAACUGAUCUAAGUUUGAGCAUUUGUGUUUUUAUUAGAUGCUUUGAGCAGAGUUUUUGGUUCAUGCAAAAAUAACCAUCAACUGAGUCGAUUUGUUCGCUGUAUUCUUUAGCGAACGGUCAAAUCUCAUUGGAAAAAAUUUGGAUUUUUUUUUAUUACGAUCAACAGUAACAUCGAAUGAGGCAUGAAUAAAGAUUUAGAACUAUUUUUUGUUUUGUUAGUUAUUCAAUUAUUGCUAAUGUACUAUAUUCAAUGGGAUAAAUUACCAAAAUGCAGAAAUGCGAAAAAAAAACUAUGAAAAUAAUUUGGGAGUGAUUCUUAAUUUUUUGUAAUGCCUAAAAGUUUUUUUUUUUUUUCGAGCAUAUAUUGACGUAUAAACGCAUAUUUGCAUCAUAUUUACUAAGUCAUAAUAAUUAUUUAUCAUCAAAUUGGUGGAAAUAAAAUUGUCAGCAUUAAUUUUUAUUCAAUUCAAAUAAAAAAAAUUUCAUUAAAAUUCA